Molecule: messenger RNA, 2839 nt
Organism: Meleagris gallopavo (turkey)
Lineage: Eukaryota; Metazoa; Chordata; Aves; Galliformes; Phasianidae
Source: RefSeq, a predicted model, not a curated record
UUCCAGAGUUGGGAACUGGUGGAAAUUUUACUGCCUCUUUUCAGAGUUCACAAAAGGGAUAGAUGGCUGGUCUGUGAAAGGUAGCUGUCAGCAACUACACAGUAUGUAUUAGACCAGGUAGACAACUUGUUUUGUCUUACAGGAGAUAAGUUACAAGCACAGAGAGCUGCUGGAGCUGGAUUCAGCUAUCGUGAGCACGAGCUGCCUUGCAAGCCUACAGCAGCCCGUAGGCAUCCUCCUUCUGGAGCACGCCCUGAUGGCACUGUCCCCUGCAGAGGAGCCCCCGUCAAAGCGGAUGCGCGGCAGGAUGGAGCUCCCCCCUGAUGUCAUCAAGUGGCUUGAGCUUGCAAAGCUUUACCGGUCUCUGGGAGAUUAUGAUGUCCUUCGUGGUAUUUUCAGUGGUAAGAUUGGGACUAAGAAAAUAACACAGCAAGCAUUGCUGGCAGAAGCAAGGAGUGAUUAUGCUGAAGCAGCUAAAUGUUAUGACGAGGCACUGUCCAAAGAAGACUGGGAAGAUGGGGACCCAACUGAAGCAGAGAAAGACUUCUGGGAACAUGCAUCUCUGGAAUGCUAUGACCACCUCACAGAGUGGAAGUCUCUGGAGUAUUGUGCUACUGUUAAUAUUGACAGUGGUAAACCUCCAGACCUGAGCAAAACAUGGAAUGAUCCAUUUUAUCAGGAGACAUAUCUGCCCUAUAUAAUACGCAGUAAGCUGAAGCUGCUGCUCAGUGGGGAAAAUGACCAGACUUUGUUGACUUUCAUUGAUGAGGCAAUGAAGACAGAACAGAAGAAAGCUCUGAUAGAAAUGCAUUACAGCCAAGAGCUUAGUCUCCUUUACAUCCUGCAAGAUGAUUUUGACAGAGCCAAAUAUUACAUUGGCAAUGGCAUGCAGAUCUUCAUGCAGAGCUAUUCUAGUAUUGAUACUUUGUUAUACCAAAGUCGAAUGAGCAAACUGCAGUCUGUACAAGCUUUGACAGAAAUACAGGAUUUCAUCAAUUUUAUGACCAAAACAAGUAACUUAACUUCACGGGCUAAAUCCCUGAAGAGACUUCUCAGAACUUGGACAAGCAGAUAUCCAGAUGCUAAAAUGGAUCCCAUGAACAUCUGGGAUGAUAUCAUUACAAAUCGGUGCUUCUUUCUUGACAAGCUGCAAGAGAAAUUUCUCUGUGAUCAGGCCAAUGAUAGUAUGGAGGUGGAUGAAGAAAGUGGUGUUGGAGACCAAAUGGAAGUAGAUCAACAGGAUGAAGACAUUCACUCAAUGAUUAGAAGCUGCAAAUUUAACAUGAAACUGAAGAUGAUAGAAAGUGCCAGGAAACAGAACAGCUUCUCUGUUGCCAAGAAGCUGCUGAAGGACCUGCGCAGAGAGGCCAGAACGAGGGAGGACUGGCUGGUGAGGUGGAACUGUGCCUACUGCCGCUUCGUGCAUAGCUGCAGCCAGAGCCAGAGUUGUCCUGAACGAGUGCUUUCUGUCUUAAAAACCAUCUCCCUACUCGAAGAUACCAAGUCAGACUACCUUAACGAGAACAUAAUGGCCUUCCGAAACCAGAAUCUUCUGCUGGGUUCUACGUACCACAUCAUGGCCAAUGCUCUUAGUCAGGAUCCCAAAUGCUUUGAGCAAAUAGAGGAGGAAAAAGCUGGGAAAAUAUUGGAACUGUCAGGAGAAAGUUCUGAGAGUCCUGAAAAGAUAUUAGCAGGUCUGAACAAGAGAGCUUUUCAGUAUUUCAGCAGUGCUGCAAGGAAGUCUGAAGAGGAAGUGCAGUCCCUCUCCAUGGAACACAUUGAUGUGAAGGGAGUUAUCGAUGCAUAUAUGACUUUGGUUGGUUUCUGUGACCAACAUCUGCGUAAGGAAGAAGAAGGCUCACUUGAAAUUAACGCUGCAGAUCUGCAGCUAUUCCCAGCUAUUGUGGUGGAGCAAAUGAUAAAAGCUUUAAAACUGAACUCCAGAGAAGCCAGGCUAAGGUUUCCUCGACUGCUACAAAUAAUUGAAAGAUAUCCAGCAGAGACUUUGGGUCUGGUGACACGAGAGCUUUCUUCAGUUCCCUGCUGGCAGUUCAUCGGUUGGAUUAGCCAGAUGAUGGCACUCCUUGACAAGGAUGAAGCAGUGGCUGUGCAGCACACUGUUGAAGAGAUCGCAGAUACCUACCCCCAGGCAAUCAUCUACCCGUUCAUGAUCAGCAGCGAGAGUUUCUGCUUCAAAGAUACUGCAGCAGGCUGUAAGAACAAGGAGUUCGUAGCAAGCAUCAGGAACAAGUUGGACAGAGGAGGAGUAGUUCAAGAUUUUAUUCACUCCCUGGAACAGCUUUCUAAUCCUGUAAUGCUUUUUAAGGACUGGGUUGAGGAUGUCAGAAAUGAACUGGUAAAAGCUCAGAGGAAUAAAAUUAAACUUAGGGAAAUGUAUGAAAGAAUGUACAAGAAUUUGGGAGAUGCGAAGGCUCCUGGCCUUGGAUGGCUGAGGAAACAGUUUGUUCAGGCUUUUGGGAAGGAUUUUGACAGUCAUUUUGGAAAAGGUGGUUCAAAGCUGUUGGAUAUGAAGGCCAGUGAUUUUAAUGAGAUCACAACAUCUCUUCUCACAAAAAUGAACAAAACCCAUAAAGAACCUGCAAACCUGAAAGAGUGUUCACCAUGGAUGAGUGAAUUCAGAGCUGAGUUCUUGAGGAAUGAGCUGGAGGUCCCUGGUAAGUUCCCUUUCAGUGGUGAUGUUGGAAAUGUCUCAUACAAAAAAGCUGUUGCUUCUGAGCUCUGCUGCUUAUGUUGGCUAUGUGGCCCUUCAUUCUCACCUUACAUAGAAGUAGUCUUAAAUAACUGUUAUUCAAUGUCUUAAAUCUGUUCUUCUGAUAAA